GGCGCUGUUCCUCUGAGGGCUCGUGCCCCUGCUCUUAUCCCUGGGAAACCCCGUGCGCGAGCUGCCAACGCCCGGCGCAGAGAAACAAACAGAGCGGUGGACGAUCCUGAAUGAGAAGAGUGGACUGUUAAACAAAGCACAGUUAUGCAGACGAUCAAGUGCGUUGUGGUUGGCGAUGGUGCCGUUGGUAAAACCUGCUUAUUAAUCUCCUACACAACUAACAAAUUCCCUUCUGAAUAUGUACCAACGGUCUUCGAUAACUAUGCAGUUACGGUUAUGAUUGGUGGAGAACCCUACACCCUGGGACUGUUCGACACUGCAGGUCAAGAAGAUUACGAUAGGUUACGACCUCUGAGUUACCCCCAAACAGAUGUCUUCUUAGUCUGUUUCUCUGUCGUUUCCCCUUCUUCAUUUGAAAACGUCAAAGAAAAGUGGGUACCGGAGAUCACCCACCACUGUCCAAAGACCCCUUUCCUGCUUGUCGGGACGCAGAUCGAUUUGAGAGACGACCCGUCUACCAUCGAGAAACUCGCGAAGAACAAACAGAAGCCGAUCACUCCGGAGACGGCUGAGAAGCUGGCCCGAGACCUGAAGGCCGUCAAGUAUGUGGAGUGCUCCGCUCUCACGCAGAAAGGCCUAAAGAAUGUAUUUGACGAGGCGAUUUUGGCAGCCCUGGAACCCCCUGAGCCCAAGAAGAAGCGUAAAUGCGUGCUGCUAUGAGCGUCUUUUUCUUUCUCUCCCCCCUCUUUUUUCCUCUGCUAAGGCUGGCCAACAGCUUUGUACUCUUAAAAAGCAAUGCCUAAAAAAAAGUGAGUUUAAAUUUUUUUUUUUUUGUGCGCUCUGCAAUAAAUAUAAUCUAAAGGAUACCCUGCACACACACACAUGCGUGCGCACAGGCACACACACACACACACACAUGCAGGGCUCAGAUCAGUUUUUGAGCUCCCGAUCAUCAUACCACAGAUUUAAUCUAGAUUUACCUUUUAAACGUGUUACUUCACGGUGAACCGGAGAGAUGUGGAUUUUUGUCAUUUAACCAAGUUUUUAACGGCUAAUUGCUCACUUAUGCGUGCGGUGGAAACGGUUACUAGCAUGAGAGAAGAGACAUGCUAGUUACCUUGUGAAUCCUGUUGUGUAGAUGGAGUUAAACCUCUAACCUCUACUUUUACACUAGAACGUCACCAGAAGUGCUUAAAAAGAAGAAAAAAAAUCCUCUUUCUUUGCCAAUAUCCCCACGUCGUAGGCGGUUGGAAAGAGUAACCAUGUAAAUAAGAGCGGAUUAUAAAGGACUCGUCGCAAAGAAUCUGGUUUUCUCACGCAGGGAACUUUUAACAGUGUUAGCAGAACAAGCGGCGUAUCCGACUGCAUUGCCAGGGACCACAGAAGCUUUUUUUUUUUUUUCCUCAGAAAACUUGUAAUGCAUGGAGGUAAGCGCCUCUGGUUUUCUUUACAUAGGUUAACUACUACUUUAAUAAUGUAAGCUGACAUGUUGUAGACGCCACUUUUUACCAAAAUGUUUUCUCUUCCCCCUCUUUAUUUCCCCCCCCAAUGGAUGUCACUUUUUGUUAUCGUUUAUGGGCCGGAUCCCAGCGAAACACUGAUCCACCUGUUAUUUCAUGGGCGACACAAAUAAAUAAAAUGGUGAUAAUAGAUUAAAUUCAGACUUCGGUUUUCCUCUCAAUAAAUUAACACCAUGUUUACUAUUGUACGAGUUGCCCAGGUGGGUCAAGGUUGAUCUGAUUUCCUGUCAUUUAUCACCAGUUUUUUGUUUUUCAUCUCCAUGUAAGACCAAAUGCUCUGUAUGAAGUCUGUCCUUUGUACUGUAUAUGCAUUCUUUUAAAGAUUAUUAAACUUGUACCUUAAUUGCCUUCAUAUUGUUUACUUCUGUCUGGACGUAAUCAGGAUCGUCACCUGUUUAUCCCUCCCCACCCACCCCUGCCAGAAUUUUUUUUUUUUUGCUUCAACUGCCAAUAGUACAUGUAUUCCGGAUUAACAAUAAGCUCAUAUGACAUGAAGGUUGUAAGUGGAAGAAUGUAUGAUUUAUUGAAGGAAAUAAACCUAACAAAUCCUAUUUCUGCCAGCAGAGGGCGCUGUGUGAUAUAUAUUAUGAUCUCAGGAUUCACAUGAAUACCAUCAACCAUGAAAGAGACCUGAUUAUCGCCCUCCUUGUCUGAAUUGGUUAUGUAUGUAUGUAUGUACAUUCUGAAAACUUAUGAACUACAAGAUCUCAUUGCUGCCUGAUAAACCUGGCGUUUAUUUUGAUUUGGAAGAUUAAAAAAGUAUUUCAA
Messenger RNA from Neoarius graeffei (lesser salmon catfish), 2288 nucleotides. It is a transcript of the gene cdc42, whose product is annotated as cell division cycle 42. The transcript is spliced from 6 exons. Gene Ontology annotation, molecular function: GTP binding; GTPase activity. Gene Ontology annotation, biological process: modification of synaptic structure; small GTPase-mediated signal transduction. Gene Ontology annotation, cellular component: dendritic spine. The coding region runs from base 145 to 720 and encodes 191 amino acids. NCBI's taxonomy places the organism in Eukaryota, Metazoa, Chordata, Actinopteri, Siluriformes, Ariidae. The record is from RefSeq and is a predicted model, not a curated record.